This is a messenger RNA of Odontomachus brunneus, 9104 nucleotides long. Its product is annotated as lysine-specific demethylase 4C-like. The record is from RefSeq and is a predicted model, not a curated record. Gene Ontology annotation, cellular component: nucleus. Lineage: Eukaryota; Metazoa; Arthropoda; Insecta; Hymenoptera; Formicidae. The coding region runs from base 631 to 5355 and encodes 1574 amino acids. Gene Ontology annotation, molecular function: histone H3K9 demethylase activity; histone H3K36 demethylase activity. Gene Ontology annotation, biological process: chromatin remodeling. The transcript has 11 exons.
GGUUUUCGCAUGUGUAUGAAAUGCUAUUCCGCAAACAUGAUUAAUCUCCUUCGGCGUUCCUCUCUGAACUUUGAUGACCAAGCGUCUCUGUUGCUGGUUGUCUGAUAAUCCAUCGUCGUAUCACUCGCGUCGGAAAAUUUCACGGGAAUUCGCCAAUGAUACAACCUAAUCGAUUGUUGAUUGCGUCAGACGAUUAGUUACUAAGUACAGUUUAAGGCGAGUCUUAUAACAAUAGAUCACUACCAUUUUGUUUACGAACUCCUCCGCGUGCUUCGUUCCAAAAACAUUGAACCUAUUUUAGCUAAAUCAUUUCGAGCAUAUUAUCAGAAAAAUCAUACGGUACGUCUUUUCGCGUAACCAAGCGAUUUUAUGCACUUACUGUUAAUUUCCCUUUUUUUUGUGUGUGCGAAUUGCAUGACUGUUGUGCGACAUGUUUUAAGAUAUGGUCGCUGGACGCGUGAGCAUCAAUGACGCUAUACAGGGUGUCCCGAAUCAACUAUACUUUUUAUAUUAUUAUAGUGUGACCUGUAAAUUUUGAAUGUUUCUGGAGUUUUUCCUUAUCGAAAAUGUGUUUGACAUCAUAUUUUUCGUACAUAUUGUAAAUCUUCAACAUUAAAUCCAUUAACCUUAAUGAUUCAUAACCUUAAAUUAGUUUUGCUACAAGUUGUAACAAAUUCAGCAAUGGCCAGUAACCAUUCAAGAGGCAUACCUCGCAUACAGGUCUUUAGACCGACGUACGAAGAGUUCAAAGACUUUUCGAGAUAUGUUGAAUAUAUGGAAAGCCAAGGAGCUCAUAAGGCUGGUUUAGCAAAAGUAAUACCACCUUCUGAAUGGGUUCCGAGAAAAGAAGGCUAUGAAUUAGAUAAUCUAAAUCUCACAAUCCCAGCGCCAAUCUGCCAAGUUGUCACUGGCAAACAAGGCCUUUAUCAACAAAUUAACAUUCAAAAGAAACCAAUGACUGUCAAAGAGUAUUGUAAAUUAGCUAAUUCUGAUCGUUAUCGUACACCACGACACUUUGAUUAUGAAGAUUUAGAAAGAAAAUAUUGGAAGAAUAUAACAUACAUUUCACCGAUAUAUGGUGCAGAUGUAUCUGGUUCUUUGACUGAUCCAGAUGUAAAGGAAUGGAAUAUCAAUCAUCUUGGGACUAUUUUAGAUUAUGUUAACAAAGAUUACGGUAUAUCAAUUGAUGGUGUCAAUACAGCUUAUUUGUAUUUUGGAAUGUGGAAGACUACAUUUGCAUGGCAUACAGAAGAUAUGGAUCUUUAUUCUAUAAAUUAUUUACAUUUUGGCGCACCAAAAACAUGGUAUGCUAUACCACCAGAACAUGGACGUAGAUUAGAAAGAUUAGCCAGUGGUUUUUUCCCCUCGAGUUAUCAAAGCUGCCAAGCCUUUCUGCGUCAUAAGAUGUCUCUCAUAUCUCCUCAAAUAUUGAGACAAUAUUCGAUUCCGUGUAACAAAAUAACACAAGAGGCUGGGGAAAUAAUGAUUACAUUUCCAUAUGGAUAUCAUGCUGGUUUUAAUCAUGGAUUUAAUUGUGCCGAGUCUACUAAUUUUGCAGCACCUAGAUGGGUCGAAUAUGGAAAAAGAGCUACACAAUGCACUUGCAGCAAAGACAUGGUCAAAAUAUCUAUGGAUACUUUUGUUAAGCGUUUCCAACCAGAUAGGUACGAAUUAUGGUUGCGUGGUGAAGAUAUUGGACCUCAUCCUGAGGAUCCCAGACAAACAGCUGCACCAAUGCCAUCGCAAAUGGAUCUACUAUGUAGUAAUAGUAGCAAUGGUCAAUUACCACAAAGCUAUUUGAGUGCAGCACUUAAAAAUAAGAGACAUAUGAUUCAUAAGCAAAAGAGUAUUAGAGUCAAUAGUCCUAAUGUUGAUAUGGAAGAACUUGAAAGCUAUGCAGAUAUUCCUCCGGAUGUUAAAAAAGUCUUACAAGAUCUUGAAAUGGAAGAAAUUGAAGAACCACCUGAUGAACAACAAAUGGAAGUUUUAGAAGAUAUUUGGUUGAAAGCAGGAGAAAUGGAUGUUGAUGAAGCAACUGUUUAUGACGAUGGUUACAAUCGUAAGAAGAGUAAGAAAAGAAAGAGAAAACAAAGCGUGCCAGAUAAGGAGAAGCGUGAAUCAAAAUCUAAGAAACGAGCUAACAAAGUUAAUACACAGAAUACGAGCGAAAUUAAAUUUGAGAUAAAAACUGAAGUUGAUGACAUGACUGGUUCCUUUGAAGAUAUGUCCCAAGAAAAUAUCGAUGAAAUUCCAGUGCUUCAAGGAAGUUAUAACGACAGCAUUAUUAUAGAAAAAGAUGAUCCUUUGAAGAUAGAAGAAUUUACCGACUUUUCAGAAAGUAAUGAUAAACAUGUCAAGAAGAAAAAGAAGCAUUCAAAGCAUAACGAGCAGAAAAAAAUUAAACCGAGACACGUGUCCAAAAGUAAACGCAAACAAGAUAGCGCAUCAACUUUUGGUCAUGCUUCAACUUUCAAUAUUCCGGAGACCGACUGUAAAAAUGUAACACUACCAGAGAUCUGUAUUCCAAGAUGUUCUAUAAAGGAUAUCUCUAAUAAUCAAGGAAAAGUCAACAUGUUACCUGGAAAUAUCAUUUCUGUUGGUAAUGAGGUUAGCAUGAUAAACGUCAAAGAUAAAACUGUCGUAAAUAUCACUAAUAGUGGUCAAAUGAUAAACCUGACGCACGGCGAUGACAAAAAUAUGGAGAAGUUGAUGAACAAUACCGUUGAGAACAGAAUAGCCACUAGUACAACAAUGAACAUCAAAAAUAUUCCUAUUCGACCUGUAAGCAGAAAUGCAACAAAUAUAAUACAUAAUGUAUGUACUGUUGCACACAAAGGUACAAACUCUGAUUGUCCGAGUGAAAGUGUAAAACCUACUGUGCAUAAUAUAAAUACAUCUACGAGUACAAAUUAUAAAAAUGUAUUAAAAGCACCUAAGUUAAGAGUAUUAAAAACGGCUUACGAUGCAUCACGGGUUACACCCCAAGUACAAGUUGAUAAUUCUGUUACCAACCAGAAAGAUAUAUACUCAACUAUUGAUGUACCAAAGGUGUGGACCACGCAGGAAACGAAAACUGUACCGAGUAUGUCGUUUUUAACGAACCCAAUUUAUAGUAAAGGUCCUUCAAUUUUGCAAAAUGAAAGUAUGUCACGGUGCGACGUUAUAAAAUCUGUGAAUUUUAAAUCACCGUUAGGAAAUUAUCAAUUACCAGCUGGCACUGUUAUUAACAAGAUUAAUGCAGGACAUUCCGUUUUCAAUAAUUGCUUGGCAAGGUUUGAUAGGCCAACAUUUAACCAUCUCGCUGAGAUAAGGCCCAAAAAACCAAAUUCUUCGAGUAGCUGCAAGGCACUUAUUAAUUGGGGAAGUAACUCAUUGAAUACCAAUGAACAAGCAAACAUUGUUAGAAUAGCUCCUAUAUCUGCAGUGAGUAAACCAGAAAAUAUAUGUAUUUCUUCUCCAGUAUCAAGCUUAAUUCUGCCAGCAAAUGUAUCGACUGUGCAAACGCAUCCUAUGAACAAGAUUUACAGUCCCACUCAGAUAACAUCUGUAAAUUCUAAAAAAACAUAUAUGCUAAGUAGUGCGAACUUCUCAACUCCUCCGAACUUGCAUACGAAAGCCACUAUCGUGUCAAAAGGAUAUAAAAAUCAAUCAUGUCAAAAGUCGCAAAGGGGAGGGCGUAAGAGACCAUCAGCAAAGAGUAUAAACAAGAUGAAUAAUAAUACAUCUUCAAACAUGUCUCAAAAGAAUAUUGCGAGUACUUCGGUUGGUAUACAAGUAAACAAGCCAAUCGAUGUAUUGGUUGAUCCGCCUUAUAUAAAUAUUUCCUUGGAAGCAGUUAGAGAUGAUAUUGCACAACAUGCGACACAUUUAAAUAAUGAGUCCUCAUCAGAUGUCAACUCGGUUGUAGCUAAUCUUGCCCAGUGUAAUCAGAAUGAGUGUUCAAGUAUACCUGACAAUAAGACACAAUUACCAAAUUUAGAAAAACAAAUGGACAAUAUUAAUCCAUAUUUAUCAAUACCUAAUCAGAAAUCAAAAAAAGUAACCACCGUAAGGAGAAAAUCUAAGGAAAAAUCGAAAAAAAUUACGAUGGAAAAGAAGAAAUUACCAACUACUACAACAAGUGAAAUUACAAAGGAGCAAUCCGCGUUGAUACAAGAGGCCAAUGUACUACAAUCCUGCAAUGUUCAAACGACGUUGGUGAUACCAGGACAUAUUUCCGACAUGAUUUAUCCAAACGUCCCAAAUAGUGAUCUGUUGAGGGCGUUCAAUGAUUACUGGAGCGCUCAAAUAUCUCAUUGCGCAGUAUGCGCUACUUUUGCUUCGUGUAGUAACGGGAGUAGUAGAGUAAUGCCACCUGAUUGGAAAUAUUGUAAAUCAACUACUUUACCCGAAAGUACACCAAUAUGGGUGUCAGCCAAUCUUUUCGCAGCCAACUCCAAGGAACAAGCUGUGGAACCAGAAAAUGAGAAACUUUUACGAUGUAGAGAAUGUCAAGUAACUGUCCAUGCAUCUUGUUACGGUAUAACCGUAUUACCCACGGAUAUUCACAAUUGGGCUUGUGACAAAUGUAAAGCUGGUAGAAAUGAUGUGAUGUGUUGUUUAUGUCCAAUGUAUGGCGGUGCUAUGAAACGAACCAGCGAUAGCAGGUGGGCGCACAUCCUUUGUACACUUAUGGUACCGGGUGCUACUUUCAAAGAUGCUAUCAACAAAGACCCCAUCAAUGUAUUGACGAUCAUGGCAGAUACAUGCCACAAAAAAUGUUGCUUUUGUGAACGACAAGGUGGAGCUUGUCUGACUUGUAAUCAGUGUACUAACAUGUUUCAUCCAUCAUGCGGACUUGUCGCGGGUGCAACAUUCACUAUUCCAGCAUACAACACGCAGGAACUUCAAGUAACAUGUAACGGACACGGCAAUGGUAAAGAAAAAAUUCCAAUACUUCUGGAAGAAACUGUAUGGGCAAAACAUCGUAAUUUCCGAUAUUAUAAAGCUAAAGUGAAAUCUAUCCAGGUCAAAACAUUCUAUAUGGUUACGUUUAGCGACAAUAGCUUUAGUGAUGAUCUGUAUCCAUCAGAUGUAACUAAUUAUGACCCUGGAAACACACCUCCGCUCGGAGCUCCAGUGACCGUAAAUUGGACAGAUGGCCAAACGUAUGAUGCUAUCUUCGAAGGUACAAAUCACCGACUAAUGUUUACAGUAACUUUUGAAGAUAACUCCGAGCUCACUUUAACACGCAACGAGAUAUACAGUUUGCAAGAAGAUAUGCCAAAAAGAGUGCGUUCUCGAUUGUCUAUUGCAACUGAAAUGAAGCACCGGGAUCAUCUUUAUGGCACGGAGGAUGAAACAGAGACACAAUGAAAAGUGAAACAAUCGAAAACUUACGAAUAACCAGAAAUAAUCGGAUGUAAAUAAUAAUAAAACUACAGAAAACUACAAAGCAUAAAGUUAUUGUAAAUAUUAUGUACACUAUAAAAUUCAAGAAAUAUAUUUAGUAUUCGCGAUUAGUCCUUCUUGAGUAUAUUCAGCACCGAGAACUGAUCAGACUAUGUUUUUCUUACAUUUGAUAAUUUUUAUUUUAGUUAAUUGAUAUUUUGAACGAUGAAGAAAUGAUCACUGUCUGUUUUAUUUAAAUUAUUAAUUUGCAGUAUUUUGUUCGCAUAAUAAUUUGUGUAAUGUAUUCCAUAUAUUGUCAUACCAUUUUAUCAGUGUGAUAGGUAUCAUAAUUGUAUGUAUACAUGUAUAAUAGUAAGUUAUAUUGAUAAAACUUCACAAAAAUCUUUUGAUUUCAAUAAAUGCUAAUAUCAAUGUUACUUAAUAGUUAAACUUUGCUAUUAAAAUGUUCCAUAUUUGGUGAAAUGUUUAUUGUCUUAUAUCUAUUGAAUUAUAUAAACCAGAAAAGAACGAUUAAUAUUACAGCAAUUUACAGGAACAUAGCAAUGCGCAAGUAACAUAUUUUUUAAAUAUAUGAGAAAUACUUAUGUAUGUUGGUUUCCGUAGUAAAUUAUAUUACGUAAUUUUGACAAUUAAGCAAUCAUGUGCAUAUAGAAUUUUAUUCCGUUUUAAGAAUAUAUGUAAAUAAAUGUAAUAUCGUAAUUUGUGUGUUACAAAUAUUUGUGUUCAUCAAGAUAAGAUAUUUAAAUAUUAUUCAGAUACAUACGAUUGAACCUACUGAUAAAAAGAUUUUAAAUAUAUCGAAAUAUUAUUAAAGAAGGUUCAAUAGUUGCUUACAAAUGACUCGAGAUAUUAUGCAAUUAAUUGAAUUUCGAUAAGCAGCUUACCAUUUUCACUAAUAUAAUUUUGUAUAAAAUCAAAAUAUAAAUAUGCAAUCCCUAUUCAUAUAUACGCAUGUCUAAUUGAUUAGAAAAUAUUUGAACAUUGACAAACAAGAUAAAGCUAGUUAUUUAUGAUUAUUAUUACGUAAAGUGUAAAGUAAAGGGAAACGGUAAACUGCAAAGAGAUUAUAAAAAUAGUUAUACAUUAUCUACAAUAUUUUCUCGAGUUAUUUUAAUCUUCAUUAUUUACAAUGAUGUAAAUACGAUAUAGAUACGACAUAUGCAAUUUUAUAUUAACGUGUAUAUGUAUAUAUAUACAAUGUAUACAUAUAUACAUUAUAACAAAAAAUAUAUGUAUGCGUGUAUAUUACAUACAUAUAUCCAAUAUAUGUAUGUAUAUUACAUACAUACAUCCAAUAUAUGUAUGUAUAUUAUAUACAUAUAUCCAAUAUAUGUAUAUAUACAUAUAUUAAGUUCAUCGAAAAAUUCGUCCGUUUUUUCCUACAUGAAUUUAAAUGCGCUAAUAAAACAAAAAAGAUGAACGAAUAUUUUGAUUAACUUAAUAUAAAAAUAUAUUAGUUUACAAUAUAUAAUUUAUAACUGAAAUAGGCAUACAACUUGGAAAAUCGUAUAUGCACUUGAGUCUUUCAUUAAUUUUAUUUCUAGUCGCUAUUUUUAAUCUGUUUUAAUACUUAAAGCUAUACAGAGAGAAAAAUAGAAAGAAAGAGCAUGCUAGCUACAAAUACAGUAUUACUUUUUUUUCACAGUAAUUGCAGUAAUCGCGAUAUUAGUUUUGCAUAUAGUAUCUAUGUUUAUAGUAUUUGCAUAAGAAAAAAAUUAUGAACACAACCAAGAAUAUUCUAAGUAAAUAUAUACAAGUUAACAAGACUGCGAUGUGAUUAUUAUCACUAUUAUUAUUAAAUAGACAUAAAUAUAAUUCUGUAGGCAAUGCUUGUUAUAUUAAACACAUAUAUAGUAAAUUUAAUUACGAAAACAGUAAAUACUUGUAUCAUCGCACAUGAAUCCUGAUUAAGUUCAAUGUAACUUAUAAAUAUCCGUAGUAUUGUAAAGCAAAUUUUUCGUUUCUGUUACAGUAAUUGCUUAAAAGCUUUUACUGAACAUAAAUUUUACUGUAAACUCUAAAGAGGAGAUCAUAUAUUAGAAAUAAAGAAAUUGUAAAACAAAUAACCACUCGUUCACAAAUUAAUUUUCACUAAUUUAUAUAAAAUAUAUUACUUAUUGCUCAAAGUAUAGUACAAAAUAUACCAUUGUUCAUCGUUACUUAUGUCUAUAGUUUAAUUACUUUAGAAGGUCAAUCGUAGUUUCAGAUAAAAAUACAUUCGUAAUAGCGACAAAUGAAAAGUAACGGAAGACAGUGGUAUGUGAUGGUAAUAUUUAUUUCAAAUAAUAAAAUAUAGCAUUUCUGAAAAUAUAUUUAAACACAAAACUAAACGGCAAGUAAAAUUCCUACCGAAGUUAUUAGUAUAAUUUUUUAUGUAUUGUGUAGCAAAAAUAACAUCAACAGUUCUUUGGCCACUGAGUAAUCCUCUUUAGUGUUUUAUAAAUAUUAUACAAUUAGAAUCGACGUCUACAUAUAAAAAUAAUGUCCAGAUAUAUAGUACAAUGUACGCAUACAAAGUAAAUUUUGUGUAAAUCUCGAGUCACAAUUAAUAGUGUGUGUUUAUCAUCUGCCAUCAAACAGUGUCUUUAAAUGAUAAACUGGUGAUAAUUACUAAGUGAGCUUUUUAUCAAUGAGUUUCUUGGGUUGUCGGAUGAACUCGUGCUAGUGGGGGUGCCUCCGUUGUCGUCUAAUGACAAUCUAUGGAUUUUAAUUGUCUAAUGUAACAAUACUUGACAAAAAAUGUACCGAAUAUAAUUAGCAUUUAAAAAUGAAGAUAUAACUAACCAAUGAGAGGAACUGGUCACAAUAUUAACACGCUAAAUUCUAAUUCUAACGCUGAACGAAUCUUUAUAUAACAAUAUGUAUGCAAAACAUAUAUCACAUGAUACAAAGCGAAAGCUGUACAAACAUAUUGUUUUGUGUCCAAUUUACUUAUAAUCUUAAUACGAGUUAUUGUUGUAAAUUAUGUAAUAAUGAGUCAUAACAGAGUAAUAAUGGGUCAAUUACAGAGUAAACUAACAAUUCGAUUCAUCAUUUUAUGCACAUUGAUAUCAUUCUUUUGACAUUUAACGUACAAGAUAUUUCAGAUGCACUUUUAUUUUUAUAACAUGUUUUUCGGUUUUUCGUUCAAUAUUUUUAUAUCGUAGCGAGCCGGAUUCGCUACGUGUCGUUGCGUACAGUGCAAAAUAACUUUCCGGAAAUAAUAGCUGCGUUUUGCAUUUCGUUUACAAGUUGCGCCAUGACAUAUAUCUACAUUUUGCUGCAGCGCUAGCCGAUCGAAAGCGUAGAUCGAUAUAAUCAUUACCUAGCAAACACCAAAUAAUAGUUGUAUAACUGUUAAUUAUAAUUUUCCACUUAACAAUAUAACUUAUAUAACACACGCAUUAUAACAGUAUAUAACAGUUAUAUUUUUGAGUGAGAAAUUAUAACUAACAAUUAUAACUAACAAAAAUUAUAAUUAAGUUAUAUAAUUGUUAUUUAUAUAAUAUAAUAUAAUAUAAUUAUAUAAUAUAUUAUAUUGUUACUUAUAUUAUAUUAUAUAAUUGUGCUUGAUGGAUAAUCACUCCAUUUAUGAUGUUAUAGCGAUUUGAAACAAAAAUUGAUUGAAUUUAAACGUUUGCUUUAUUAUUUGACUGAGUUUAUGACCACUCAAUACUGAUUCCAUUUGCCUUAUAGGUCAUAUACUUUAGAUUUAGCACUCUUUAAUUAUAAUU